UAGAACUACACAAUUUGUAAUGUAUGACUUAUUCUCACUCUUGUUUACAAACAAUUCAUGUCAUAACGUUCCAGUUUUCACGUAUUCACGUGUAUCUAGUACUGUAAUCAUAUAUUUAUUCUUCAUGCCAGAAUAAAUAUGCAUUUAAUAUAAGGAAAACCAUGCACCGGGUUGGUAAUCUUCUCUUUGAUUCGAUAUAAAUCGCUGUUUUUAUUACAGCAAUGUUUGUACAUGCCUUUAGAUACAAAAUACCGGGAAAUUUCACAUCGCACGUAUAAUCGGUCAUGCGAAGCGUUGUUAACAUUGAAAGGAAAGCGUGCAGCCAUUUUUUAAGAAAUCUAUUAGAAGGAUCUACUCUCUCGGAUUGAAUAACUGCUACGAAGGUGAUCAUUUGAGCCCCACAGAAUGGCACCAUUUUGGAUUUUAAGCGUUGCGUCAGGCUUGCUGUUCGUAUUGGUGGACAGUAAAUCCAGCGAGACAAUCACCCUUUCAAAGUCCACAUGUUUAGGCUCAACAUUCUACACAGUGGGUGCUACACAAGAAUUUUAUGUUGUUUGGAGUAGAAAUUCUCACUCAGGGGCAUACUUAUCUAGCGAGUGUAGGGUGACGUUUAACCCAACGGAAUCACGAAGUAAAAUCUGCGUGGAGGUGGAGUCCUAUAAUAUACAAGAUUGCAACAUUCAUGUCAAUUAUUACGACAACGAGGCGGCCGUACAGACUCAACAGACAUAUGGCUGUAUGAGUACCCCUGGCAAGUUUUGUGCUGAGGAAAAUGACGAUUUAGACAUAGGAUUAUCAUUUGAUAACAUUUAUAAGUUAUACGAAUCAGAAAGUUCUUUCCGGCUGAGAGUAUAUGCCCAACAACACGAAGACUACACCUGGGUGAUCGGUCUUGUUGCCGUGGUAGCGGUUACUGUGGGGGUUACUGUGUUUUUCAUCAUUAUUUGUCGUCGAAAAAGAUCAACUGGAACUGUAUUCAGAAAUACCGGUAUCCCCCACACACGUCUGAUUAAUACGUCGUCAGGUCCAUCACCGAUGAGCUCGGAUCUUCCACCCCCGUAUCCUGGCAGCGGGACGGUGACAUCAGAGUACACAGUUACCGUCCCUGUCGUGGUGAACACGAGGCAGAUCGUGUGACGUAACAGACAGUUGUUUAUAUGAUCGUUACGUACACGAUUCUUGGUUUGAAAAUCCCUUUCACAAAUAUCUUGUAACAACAUCAAACUGUAUCACUCAUUUUAAAAAGACAAUUCAAGGUUUUAUCUAAGUGUCUUUAAGCUUCAGAUAUAUUUGUACUACAUGUAGAUCUAUACGAUUAUAGGCGAUCAUGCUGCCUGCUAAAUUUUUGUUAUUUCGCGCUAUGCUGCUUGUCAGGUUCAUGAACAUGGCAGGAAACUUCAGUUUCACUCAUUAUAGAUCAUAUUUUUUUUUUACGGUUGUAUUUUAUGUAUCUAGAUGGGUAAAUUUAGUUGUACACUCUAUGUUUAUUUAUGGAGAUGAAGAAUUAUAUUUACAAGCAAUCCCAGAAUACCACAAUCCAUUAUAAACUGACUGCUGCAGUACAGGAUUUAUUUAGCAUCCAUUGUGCUAGGACACGAAAUACGUACAUGUACAGUUACUUAGUCAUUCUUUUGAUUACAUUGUAUUUAAAAGUAUCUUUAUAACUUUAGAUUCACCAUCAGUUCGUUGGUCAUGACUCGACAAGAUCAUAGGGUCACAAAAUAGACAAGGUUGUUUUUUUUUAAUGGUAAUGUUUAUAACAUUGGUUGUUUAAGUAUAUUUGUCACACUGAUGUUGUUGUCCAAUAACAACACAGCAUUUUUAAAGGUUUUCCUAACAAAAAACAUGCGAGAAUUUAAAUAUAUUGUUUUGUAAUAUCAUUGUAUUGAUUUAUAACAUUCAUAGAAUUAUUGAUUUGUAACAUUAAUAUAUUGAUUUGUAACACAUCAACCUUUGGAUUCAGACAACAGACUUGCAUAUUAUCUCCACGUUUUUCUUCCAGGAGUUGGAAUCUCAAAAUGACUGUCUAUUUGUAUGCCAUCAUCAUCAUUAUUGAUUUUUCAUGUCUAUAUUUUUUUAAAUGUAAUAUGUUAUAUACUUUUUAAUAAAUAUAUUUUGAAACACA
Messenger RNA from Ostrea edulis (European flat oyster), 2125 nucleotides. RefSeq lists its product as uncharacterized. The record is from RefSeq and is a predicted model, not a curated record. The transcript is spliced from 6 exons. Bases 406 to 1137 code for a protein of 243 amino acids. NCBI's taxonomy places the organism in Eukaryota, Metazoa, Mollusca, Bivalvia, Ostreida, Ostreidae.